AUGGCGCACCUCAACGUCAAGCCGGAUCCGGCCUACCUGAAGCUGCAGGCGAUGCAGAAGAGUCGCGUACAGUACUUCCGCUGGACACCAAGAACUGCUCGCAUCACCACGAUGUACGUCAUCGUGGUGCCCGCCAUCAUGGGCUACAUUGCCUACAAGACAGACGGUCUCUGGGACCUACGGGCGAAAAGAAAAGGUGACACCGCGUACGAGAAAUAA
Molecule: messenger RNA, 219 nt
Organism: Beauveria bassiana ARSEF 2860
Lineage: Eukaryota; Fungi; Ascomycota; Sordariomycetes; Hypocreales; Cordycipitaceae
Product: NADH:ubiquinone oxidoreductase 6.6kD subunit
Exons: 4
Coding region: 1-219 (72 amino acids)
Source: RefSeq, a predicted model, not a curated record